Molecule: messenger RNA, 840 nt
Organism: Plenodomus lingam JN3
Lineage: Eukaryota; Fungi; Ascomycota; Dothideomycetes; Pleosporales; Leptosphaeriaceae
Biological process (GO): polysaccharide biosynthetic process
Molecular function (GO): oxidoreductase activity, acting on the CH-OH group of donors, NAD or NADP as acceptor; NAD binding; oxidoreductase activity, acting on the CH-CH group of donors, NAD or NADP as acceptor
Source: RefSeq, a predicted model, not a curated record
AUGGCAACGAAAUGUUUCUUGGCUGGCAUGUCACCUGAGCGAGUUGACCCCGGCCGCACCAAACCCUCCUUCACCGAAAUCCUAAUGAUAGUAUCAGGCCUCAGCCCGGCUUCCCUCUCCUUAAUAUCAACUCUCUACUCCCUCGUCUUCCCCACCAUUCUGCCCGUAUCCUCUCCCGAAGUCGCUGAAAUGACCAAACUCUACGAAAACUGCCAACGCAUGGUAUGCGCCGCAUACGCAAACGAAAUGGCAGAUGCUUGCUUCUCUCUGGGCAUCGACGCUUUCGAGGUCAGUUCAGCUGCUGCCUCAAAGCCAUUUGGCUAUUUGCCGUUCCGGCUGGGGCCUGGAAUAGGGGGUCACUGUAUACCAGUAAACCCGUACUAUUUGCUGAGCAAUUGCGAUAUGCCACUGCUGGAACAUGCAACGGCACUGUCAUGGCAGAGGCCGGGGAAUGUGGCCAGGCGUUUUAUGAGAGAACUGCUUGAGGAUAGGGCAGAGCAGAUGCCAGAAGCUGAGAGAGAUAUGAGUCCACUCAGGAUUGUGGUUGUUGGGCUCGGGUUCAAGCGCGGACAGAGCAUCUUGAGCAAUUCUCAGGGUGUUGCGAUCAUUCGCACGCUCAAAGAAGAGUUUGAUCUGUAUGUGGAGUUUGCGGAUCCAUUGGUUUCAUCGACGCUCUUCGAUGAGGUUCCCAAGCUCGAUACUAAAGUCAACUGGAACACGGAUUACCUUGAGGCCUUUAAUGGGGUCAUCGUGUCCCUCGAUCAGAAGAUACUUGCCAGACAUAUUGAGUCCCCUUACUACGGUAUUGAAGGCCACUUCGAUAUUGAAGGCACCGUUUAA